This is a messenger RNA of Canariomyces notabilis, 1779 nucleotides long. Its product is annotated as alkaline serine protease. NCBI's taxonomy places the organism in Eukaryota, Fungi, Ascomycota, Sordariomycetes, Sordariales, Chaetomiaceae. The transcript is spliced from 4 exons. The record is from RefSeq and is a predicted model, not a curated record. Gene Ontology annotation, molecular function: tripeptidyl-peptidase activity; serine-type endopeptidase activity. The coding region runs from base 1 to 1779 and encodes 592 amino acids. Gene Ontology annotation, biological process: proteolysis.
AUGCUACCACAGAUCUUCUUCUUGGCUGCCUUAACCGGCUUCGCCCUCGCUAGUCCUCUCAAGAAGCGCGAGGUCCCUGGUUCCUACAGGCUUCACGAGCGCCACUUGCCUCACUGGUCAACACAAUGGACAAAGAGGGCAAAGGUCCCUAGCACUGAGGUCCUCCCGAUGCGUAUCGGUCUCAAGCAGUCCAACUUGGAGGCCGGCCGUGAAAAACUUUAUGACAUCUCGACGCCUGGCUCUCCUAAUUAUGGCAAGCACAUGACGCCUGAAGAGGUCAUAGAGUUCUUCUCGCCCGCACAAUCCACUGUUGAUGCCAUUAAAGAGUGGUUAGUCGCUUCUGGGAUUGCUCCCGAGCGUAUCGGGCACUCUGUCAACAAACAAUGGAUUCAAUUCGACGCUACGGUUGGCGAGGUCGAAGAGCUCAUGUUCGCUGAGUUCCACAUCUGGCAGCAUAAGUCCGGCAGUCAUGACAUCUCCACCGAAGAGUACCAUGUCCCACACCAUAUCUCGGAGCACAUUGACUACGUGACUCCGGGUGUCAGGCUGCGUACGAGGAGGGCGCAAGCGACACACAACGUCCAGAAGCGCCGUGUUGCCGACAAGAACCGCGUGAAGCCCUUUGUCACGCAGCUGCCAGCCUUCCCCCACCCCAUUCAACCACCUUACAACAUCCCUAAGGGCAACUCCGCCAUGCCCGGCAAUAAGCUGGGCAUCUUUGAGAGUCUGGACGUCCAUUACAGCAGGAAAGACCUAGACAUCUACUUCAGUACCCUCUACCCCAGCAUCCCCAACGGCACCUAUCCAGAGGAGCGCCUCAUUAACGGGGCGAUUGGCGCCAUUGAAGACACCUCGGAAUAUGUCCCCAUCGAUCUAGAGGCCCCACUGGACUUUGACUCUGCCUGGCCCCUGAUCUACCCGCAGGGCCUUGUCCUCUUUCAAGAAGACGACGAGUACUACGAAUCCCACGGCAACUUCAGCGGCUUCUGGCACACCUUCCUCGACGCCAUCGACGGCAGCUACUGCACCUACUCGGCCUACGGAGAGAAAGGCGACUGUACCGCACCCGAGUGUAACGACCCCGUGUACCCGAACCCGGCUCCUGGUGGCUACAAGGGCCAGCUGCAGUGCGGUGUAUACAAGCCUACGAAUGUCAUCAGCAUUAGUUAUGGUGGGAGUGAAGCGGGCUGGCCCGACUACUACAUGAAGCGGCAGUGCGACGAGUGGAUGAAGCUUGGUCUGCAGGGCACGACGGUUGUCAUGUCUAGCGGCGACAGCGGUGUGGGACCGGAUACCUGCUACGGCCCCGAGGGGAAAAUCUUCGACCCGGACUCCGCAUCGAGCUGCCCAUACGUCUUGUCCGUCGGCAGUACCGAGUGGGAUCGCUUUGAUACUAGUAAGCCUCCUGCGCCGUACGAGAAGUUGAACGAGGUGGCGACGGCACGGUUCCCCAGCGGUGGCGGCUUCUCCAACGUCUUCGGCAUGCCCAGCUAUCAGAAGAGCGCCGUCAAGAAGUAUUUCGACCAGGUGGAGAAGAGCCUUUCGUUUUCGGGUUAUAAUCACUUCGUUAAAGAUGGAGAUUUUUCGCACAUUAAGGACGGCGUCUACCACAACGGUGGCCGGGGGUAUCCCGAUGUUGCGGCCGUCGGUGAUAGGCAGGUGGUGUAUUCCAACGGCUCAUGGUGGCUUGUUGGUGGCACCAGUCUGUCCGCACCCGUCUUUGGCGCUGCCUUGACCCUGAUCAAUGAGGCACGUCUUGAGGCCGGAAAGAGCCCUUAG